Messenger RNA from Neltuma alba, 1791 nucleotides. RefSeq names its product double-stranded RNA-binding protein 2-like. Bases 246 to 1415 code for a protein of 389 amino acids. The transcript is spliced from 3 exons. The record is from RefSeq and is a predicted model, not a curated record. NCBI's taxonomy places the organism in Eukaryota, Viridiplantae, Streptophyta, Magnoliopsida, Fabales, Fabaceae. Gene Ontology annotation, molecular function: double-stranded RNA binding.
AGGCUACCUUUUCAUCCCCUGGGGCCGCUGUUAAAUGCUGUCUCAUUUUUCCUCCUUGAACUUCUCCAUUUUUGCACCUAAUAAACCAUUCAAACUUUGAAUUUACUUGCGCCACGAAGAGGAAUAGUUCGGACCUUUACCGUCCCGGGCUGACGAACCAGCUGAUCCGAUCUGGCUCCGGCUACCAUUUCCCUGGGCGAGCCGCUUGCUUGAGGAAGAGAAAUUGGGAAGCUUGCGGAGCAGAAAUGUACAAGAACCAGCUUCAAGAGCUGGCCCAACGGAGCUGCUUCAACCUCCCUUCCUACACGUGCAUUCGGGAAGGUCCCGAUCACGCGCCGAGGUUCAAGGCCACCGUGAACUUUAACGGCGAGAUCUUCGACAGCCAUCACUACUGCUCCACCCUUCGCCAAGCCGAGCACUCGGCCGCUGAGGUUGCUCUCAAUUCCCUCUCUAGCCGGGGCCCCUCACACUCCCUUGCUGCUAGGAUUUUGGAUGAGACAGGAGUCUACAAGAAUCUCUUGCAGGAAAUUGCACAAAGGGUUGGGGCUCCAUUGCCUCAAUAUACAACAUUUAGGUCAGGAUUAGGACAUUUACCUGUUUUUACUGGGACAGUAGAACUGGCUGGAAUAAAAUUUACAGGUGAACCUGCCAAUAAUAAGAAACAAGCAGAGAAAAAUGCAGCAAUGGCGGCUUGGUCAUCUCUGAAACAGUUGGCUAGAGAAACUGCAAGCUCCUCUUCUGAACCAGAGAAUAGCGAUGAACUAGAACAGAUCACAAUAGCAAGGGCCUUACUGAACUACCGUCAUAAGGAAAUGAUGGCUAUGUCAAAUUCUAAUUCUCCAAUCACAUUUCCUAGGAAGUUUCAGAUUCAAAAUCCCAGGCCAACCAGAGCCCAACCUCCACCGGCUGCCACAUCAAAGAUUCUUCCUUUGAUUUGCCAGAAGACUGCUCAUCGAAACAGGCAUUUAUUGACAACAAUGAAUGGAAAUGCUAAAAGCAGGCCUCCAAUUGCAGCAGCAGCCAAUAACAAUUCCAUGGCCCAAUUCACAUCAGAAAAUCGAGGUUCCCGCCCCCUGAAGUUCUCUGCGGUUGGUGCAGCACCUUAUGUUCCCAUACGACAGAUGGGAUCACCCUGCCAGAGUAUUCCGCCUCCGGUGUCUAUAAGGACCGUAGUCCCUGUAUUUGCUGCACCACCACUUCCUCCACCAGCCGCACGGUUCCAUCAAGAGAGGCGGCCCCUGCCUGAACAAGCUGCCCCUACUGUCAAUAUCAGGCAGGCUGUUCCCGUGGAUGCUGUUCGGAAAGAUGAACCUGGUGCCACCCAGAAGACAGAUCAAGAUAAAACUCCAGCUGUAAUUGGAGAGAAAGCUAGAGAGUCGCAGACAGUGCAGGGAUUGGAGCAGUUGACAAUCUGAAACGUAAAAUUCGUGAGGAUUUUGUCAUGGUUUUGUAGAGCUUGCUUCUUAUCUUUUCUUGUAAUAGGAAUGAUGUUAUACACUUACCAUACCUUAUUCCUUUGGUGGUCCCAUUUUGUCUGGUUAAAAUGCGACAGUUGGCUCAAGUUAGAUUAACAGCAUCAUUCCAAUCUCUUGAGAUUGAAGAGCAGUCUAGCAUAUAAUUUGCUUCUGCGUUCAAUUACAUGGCGUCAUCUCUGUUUCGAGGACGGCAACGUAUCUAACUAGUUCCUAGAUUUCGAUGCCCCAUUAGCUGGAGCAACGGGAAUUCAUAAGGCAGUUUUAAAAAUAACAUCCAUUAUUAGUUAAUUUAUUUUAAAAAUGUAAAUUACUGAGA